AUGUCAACAAAGUUGCAAUUCAUGCUGUCAAAUUAUUGGACUGUAAACCAGGUUGUGGACUGGCUAAAAGGAUUGGAUUUGAAGUCGCAGUCGAAACAUUAUGAAGAUUUAUUUUACAAGGAGAAUGUUGUUGGCAGGAAGUUGUUGGACCUCACAAAUGGAGACCUGCUCGAGAUGGGGCUUGAGGACCUGAGAGACCAGGAGCACAUUCUUUUUGCUCUUUCAAUCUUGCAUGCCUAUAUGAUGACCCAGCUGAAUCACGAAUGUUUCAGAACUUGUGCCAGUUGCCUUGAAAUUGCAGCUAAAAAUUUAUUGAAUCACAUCAGACAGUAUGACAUCGGUGCAAAUUUAUUACUCUCUUGUCAGUUGGAGGUACUGAGAAAUGUUGAAAACGUUCUGAUUUCAUCACAAAAGCUCAUUAAGUGGCUUGAUAAGUUACCAAUUUCAAGUGAAUCUCGUUGGUUGCAUGUCAGAGAAGUUGUGCUGAAGUCCUCCAAGGCAUUGGGUCAAUACAAAAAACUGUCAGAGUACAAAUACAUUGAAUACCAUUGCAAGUUGAUAAUCGAGCAAUGCCAAGCAAUUGUUUUGAACUACAAAGAGCUAGCUUUGUUUGAGAUGCGGAAGUAUGCCAGCAUUGGGAUGUUUAAAGAGGAUGUGAAUGAUGAACUGGGUAUCGUCAUGAAGUCAUCAGCAGAUGGAUUGUUGUACGUGUCUGAAUUUCCGGCGUCAUCAUCCACAAGGUUGGAUGUGUCAGACGAGUUGGUGCAGAUCAACGGCCAGACCAUCAUUGGAUGGUGCCCAGCCAAAGUGAUGGAGUUGGUGAGGCUGCUGAAGGGAGAUGUGAGGAUUACGGUGAGGAAGAAAAUCUCCUACAGAAAAGAUGAAACUCACUCUCAGCACGCUCGUCGUCUCGUCAGGUUGAACAGGUUGAAACACGUCGUCGACUGCUCCAAAUUCUUCGACACCCUGCCCUGCGUGAAACCCGAGAGGAACACAAACAUCAAUGACUCCAGCAAACGUUUCAACAGGAAAGACUCACGUUUCGACAUUCAGAAUGUUGAUUUCACCUCCUUCCACCAACACACCCCACACACCUACAUUGGCGCCAUCAGAACAUAUUAUACAUUUUCCUGUGAUAGCAACGACAACUCAAACAACAACUCAAACAACUGCAGCUCCUUCAACAACUUCUGGAACAUUCCAGACGAGCAAAGGCGUUCUUUAACUUUUCCUAAGUUGAAAUCAUCCAAACGAGAUGUUGGUGUUGGCGAUGAUGGUUCGAACUGCAAAACGUUAUCAAACUCAGUUGAUAACCUACACGAUAUGGAAAGCCAGAGUUCGGCUACAAGGAGUUCCUCGAUUUCAUCAAUCAACUCUUACGGAUCCCAGGAGUCUCUCGGAUUUAAUUCAACUGGUUUCCUGAGAGUUAGAUCAAGGAGUAAUAAAUCCAUUUUUAAGAAGCUGAGUACUUCAUGCAUUGAUUCUGGGGGAGGUGACUGUGAAGGCUGGCUCUAUCUUUACAACAACAACAAAAACAAAAACAACAACGUUGAUGUCAACAACAACAGCAGCAACAACAACAUCAGCAGCAGCAACAACAACCACAACUCUGUUAACAAACAUAAACUGAGUAAAGAAGCUUCCAAAGAGAGGUGGUCCAUAUUGUGGUUUGUUUUGAAGGAUAAGAAACUUUGGUUCUGUGAAAACCAACAGGUGAACGAAUGA
Helobdella robusta is the source of this 1725-nucleotide messenger RNA. RefSeq lists its product as hypothetical. Gene Ontology annotation, molecular function: protein binding. The coding region runs from base 1 to 1725 and encodes 574 amino acids. The record is from RefSeq and is a predicted model, not a curated record. Lineage: Eukaryota; Metazoa; Annelida; Clitellata; Rhynchobdellida; Glossiphoniidae. The transcript has 16 exons.